Molecule: messenger RNA, 1509 nt
Organism: Sphaeramia orbicularis (orbiculate cardinalfish)
Lineage: Eukaryota; Metazoa; Chordata; Actinopteri; Kurtiformes; Apogonidae
Product: putative nuclease HARBI1
Exons: 2
Coding region: 155-1267 (370 amino acids)
Source: RefSeq, a predicted model, not a curated record
AGCUCUGCGGACAGUCUACACAGAAGAAGAUGCGCUUCCACCGUCCUUGCUAAUGUUUACAUCUGCGCGUCAUUUACACGGUUAGUCGGUAAGUUUUGGAGUUUUUUGGUGUUUUUGGCCGCUGUCGCAGGUGUGUUUUCUACUCUGUACACAGAUGGCCUUCGCCCUGCCGGUGUGGCUCGCGGUCCACCAGGAGCUGCUCGCGCAUGAGGAGGUGGACCGCGGAGCUCCCACUUGUUUCGAUGAAUUCGACGAUGAAUCUCUGUUCCAGCUCUUCCACCUCACCAGACCCUGUAUCACUUUCAUCACUGACACUGUCCGAGCCCGCAUGAAUAAAGUGGUCAUGAAGAAGCCCGUGGUGUCGGUGGACUCGCUGGUUAUGGUGACUCUGGACUACUACGCACACGGGGUGUCCUCCGCCUCCAUCCUGGACAGGGUCGGCCUGAGCCAGGCGCACAGUCCGGCCAUCAUCAGCCUGGUGUCCGGGACCAUCUCGGGGAUGGUCGACCAGUUCAUCUCUUUCCCUCAAACUGAAGAAGCCAGAGCUAACGUAGCUGCUAAAAUCGAGCAGAUCUGUGACAUUCCGAACGUGCUGGGCAUCAUCGCACCAGCCCACUUCAGGGUCCGAGCGUCUUCGUACGAGGACGACUAUAAGUCUUUCGUCAACACUUUAGGAAACACGUCCGUGGUGAGCCAGCUCAUCUGCGACUCCGACGGGAACAUACUGAGCAUUGAGAAGUGUUGUGUAGGCGGAACAUCCGAGCAGGAGAUGUGGGAGUCAUCAUUCAAAGGACAGGAAAUAGAAGAGGACCUGCAUGGGCCAUACUGGGUUAUUGGAGGGAAAGGCUACCACCUAAGCAAACAUGUCUUGACUCCUGUGCCAGAACCUGUAAGCGACAGUGAGGCGUGCUUCAACGAGGCCCAUGCCAAAAUCUACCGCGUCAUUUGGACGACAAUCGGCUCCAUGAAGAGGCGUUUCAAGUGUCUGACGCAGCUUGGUUAUGCCAGGGAAGGUGGUUUGGACAAAAAGUCUAACAUUAUCAAAGCAUGCAGUGUCCUUCACAACAUUGCUAAGAAGUUUUCGGUCCCUCCUCCGACUGGCGUUGGUCAAACCGAGCCCUUGUAUCCAGGCAGGCAGCUUUCAGUGACACCCGGCAGUAAUGACGAGGCCUUAAAAGCCAGACAGGCGCUCAUCGAUAGUAACUUCUAUGUUCCUCCCAGGAGCCACUACCCAUCAGAUAGCAGCUCAGAGGAAGAAGAUGACUGAGAAGGGUGUGGGCUCUGUCUUCAAGCAAAGAGGAUCUUUAAUAUUCUUACACUUUAAAUGCAGAUGUUGAAACCUAAACCCCAGCUACAAUGAAACAUUCAUACACAGGGUGACUCAAGAUAUCAUUCUGUUUUUCAUGUUGUUUGAAAAUUCUUAUUUUUAUUAAUAAAGUAUUGUUUUAUUGUAUAGAUGUAGACUAUCCUUUUUACCUAAAUUUAAUAAUAAAGAACACAUUCUUUGGU